AUGCAACAUGUGCCCGCUACGCCAGCGCCCUCCCACCGCCGGAACGGGCAUGUCAGGCAGGCUUGGGCCACCCUCCUCACCCACGCGCACGCCCGAAGAGGCAGGAUAGCUGCAGAGGGAACUGUCGCCGCUGGGCCAGAGGAGGAAGGGCCAGCGAAGCGUCCGCGGGCAUCCUGUUCGCCUCUGAAGUUCCACAGCGAGGCUGAGCAGGACACAGAGGGCAGCGGGUGGGAGGAGGGUGGGAAGCCGGUAAGCAUCCGACACCACCAACGGCGACCGGACGCAGGAGCGGUGCCAGUCAUCAGUGGUGCUGAUGCUGGAGCGCGCGCGCGGGCGAGCAGCGCAGGGCAGCACGGACGGUCGACUGGCGGCAUCUGGUGGGAGUCCUGUGGUAGUGUGGUCGCUGGUGGCAGCGGCUGUGGCUGUCGCGUGGGCGUGGUGGUGAAGGUUGCAGCAGCAGACGACCAUUACCCAGGCCGUGGUGCGUCUAACGCAGCCGCCAUGCCGCACUGGGCUGGGGCCCGACCUAUUUUGGGCGGCCUUAUUAUUCGAGGGCACUGGAGCCAGAGGGAGAGAGCGAAAAACGGAACAUCACCAAGUCGUCGUCGAAUCAUGGCAUGCAUGCCCGCUCCUCUCGCUGCUGGCCUUGGCGCCGUCGGUGUCGUGUGUCGUGUGUCGACGGCGGCGGCGGUCUGA
This is a messenger RNA of Zasmidium cellare ATCC 36951, 696 nucleotides long. RefSeq lists its product as uncharacterized. The record is from RefSeq and is a predicted model, not a curated record. Lineage: Eukaryota; Fungi; Ascomycota; Dothideomycetes; Mycosphaerellales; Mycosphaerellaceae. Bases 1 to 696 code for a protein of 231 amino acids. The transcript is spliced from 2 exons.